Zea mays is the source of this 1373-nucleotide messenger RNA. RefSeq names its product ethylene-responsive transcription factor ERF038. The record is from RefSeq and is a predicted model, not a curated record. The transcript has a single exon. Bases 184 to 1017 code for a protein of 277 amino acids. Gene Ontology annotation, molecular function: DNA binding; DNA-binding transcription factor activity. NCBI's taxonomy places the organism in Eukaryota, Viridiplantae, Streptophyta, Magnoliopsida, Poales, Poaceae. Gene Ontology annotation, biological process: regulation of DNA-templated transcription.
UACACCGUAGCUGUAUUACUGUAGUGGUGGAGGUGGCGUUUAGCAGCACACAAGCUUGAGUUGAGCGCUCGAGCUAUUUAUGCCCGGUAACCGGAAGCGCUCUCCUCCGCACAGCACCGCUUCCACGGCCCCCGGGUGCAGUGUGCCCCCCUGCCUUGUCUCGUAGCUCUCUAAGAAAGAGCCAUGGAAGCUGACGCACUACUCCAUGCGCCCAUGACUUCCUCUUCCUCCUCUUCUUCCUCCUCCUCCGACUCCGUCGGCGGCUCGUGCGUCGUCAAUGGCGCGCAGGAGCUACCGUCCAAUACCGGCAAGCCGCACAAGAACGUGAAACGGAAGAGAACCGCGUCCCCGUCCGCUGCUCCAGGUGGCGGCGUGGCGCCGGCGCCGCCCGAGGCCGCCAUAGCGGACGACGACUGCGGCGGCCGGCGGCGCAAGAGGGGGAGCGCCGGCACCAGGCACCCGACGUUCCGCGGCGUGCGCAUGCGCGUCUGGGGCAAGUGGGUGUCCGAGAUCAGGGAGCCGCGCAAGAAGUCGCGCAUCUGGCUCGGCACGUUCCCGACCGCCGAGAUGGCCGCGCGCGCCCACGACGUGGCGGCGCUUGCCAUCAAGGGCCGCGGCGCGCACCUCAACUUCCCGCACCUCGCGCACGACCUCCCUCGCCCGGCGUCCACCUCGCCCGCCGACAUCCAGGCCGCGGCAGCCAAGGCUGCUGCCGCCGCCGCCGAUGCCGACGUAGAGGUAGAGCAAUGCGAGUCCUCCCAUGCGGUCGAGACGCCAUCGUCGUCAGCCGCCAGUUCGGAGGAGGUCGCCGCGGCCAGCAACGCGGAGGAGAUGAGCGUGCUGUUCGACUUGCCCGACCUUCUGAUGGACCUGAGCGACGGCCUCUGGUCACCCAUCUGGGCGGCAGCUCCGGCGGCGGUCGAAGAAUACGACGGCGGCGACAGCCUGAGCGAGCCGCUUCUGUGGGCCCACGAACACUGCUGGCUGGACGCCGCCGCGCCGGUGCAGCCGGACUAGCCGUUCCGUUCGGACGCACCGGCCGUCAACUGCCGGUGGUUGCCUGAAACGGACGACCGAUGCCACGUGCUUUUUGCUUCGUGUGUGCGUUGUGCAGGCUAGAGAGAUAGAAACGCAUGGUUUCCUGUGCCCUGUGUGGUCUCCGGAUGGCAAGUCGUUGUAGGAUGCGGUGAAACAGUGGCUUGCCUACUUGCCUGUAUGAACACACACUUAUAUAUAUUGGUUUCUAAUGACUUUGGCCAAAUUACAGUUGUAUAUGGUUGAGUACUUGGCUUCUAUUGUCAGUACGUACUGAAUGUAUGUAUAUUGUAAUGCGGAAAAUGAAUUAUAUGCAUUGAUCUUGUUGAGUUAAUUAA